This is a messenger RNA of Cutaneotrichosporon oleaginosum, 1572 nucleotides long. NCBI's taxonomy places the organism in Eukaryota, Fungi, Basidiomycota, Tremellomycetes, Trichosporonales, Trichosporonaceae. The record is from RefSeq and is a predicted model, not a curated record.
AUGUCCUCCAAUCUUCGCGAAGACUCGGGCAAUGACAUGGACAUUGAUCUCGAGGAGGACCUUGAUACCAUGCUCGGCAGGCUUAACGAGCAGGAGGCCGACGAUGAGGUGGAAGCAUUUCACGAUGAGGAUGCCGGCUUUCAUCGGCAGUCUCUUUUGCGCGGUAAGCUCCACCUCAUGCCGGGCAACCCCUCGUCACAUCAGGAUUACCUGAAGAAAGAGUUUGACCAUCUCAACUACGGGACAUGUGUAUCCUUCUUCCUGUGGAUGGCAAGUCGAAUGCCCUCCAGUAUCGGUAACCCGGGCCCGAGCAUCUCCACUCUCAAAGGGUACUGGUACCAUUUCAAAGCGUACUACUUUGCCAAGCGCGGUGGUCAGUCUAUCCCCCAUGGCAUCUCGCGUGCCAUCAGCACCCUGUUUCACUCCCUCCUCGAGGACAAUAUUCUCUGCGACAUUCGCAAGGCUCGCCAUUUCACCUCGCCGGAAGGUUUGAGGUGCCUUGCUUUCGUCGCAUGGGAGCCCGAGUGGUCGCCAAACGUCCUGCGACGUCGUUGGCACUUUACAUUUUGGCAAGCCGCCAUGCUCCAGGGAACACUCUGGGCCAACAAUCUCUUCGACGACUCAAAAGAACGCGUUGUGACGUACGAUCACUUCAGGUUGGUGAUCUCACGUGUCAGCAACGACGAUUCGCCGGUAGAGUGUCAGGUGGGUCUUCUUUACCGACCCGUCGCGGCCGAGACUGCUCAGGCAGAAGACAAAUAUCACGUCCUCAACUCCACCACCGAGCGUUGGCUCUGCCCUGUCACGUCCUUCUUGGUCCUUGCUUGCCUCAAUCAAGCUCUCCCUGAAAACUUCGACUUCGCCAUGCUUGAUGACUUGCCCAGCCUCCUCAAUGGUGUCAACAUCAAGAUUCUCAGCUUCAACAAGGCCGACACGCCAGUGUUCGGUGGGGAAAACGCCAAAGCGGGAAUGUAUGGGAAUCCAUGGAAUCUCAAGGGAUUGGCAGUCGUGCUUAAGCGUCUCUGCGAGCUGGCCGAGUUCGAAUCGUAUAUUGUGCCAAGCUCUUAUCGAGUUAUGGGGCUGCAGCUCAUGUCCAUUAGCGGCCUUGACCGCAUGAAAUUGCAAACUAAGGCCACCCAUGUCCACAACUCCACGAUCUCCAAGUACGGAAAAUUCGUCUGCAAGUGCGGCCACAAGUCAUACUGCAUCUCAGCCAUCAUUCAACAUCAGCUCUCGCACGGUCUGUGGGUGGCUGACCUACCCAAGGCCAUGACCAAUAGUAGCUUCCAGCUCCCAUGCGACCCGCGUUAUUUCUGGGAGAUUGGAUGCUGGGUGGCUGACCCCCUGGAGAUCGAGCAAGUCUGCGAGCGCCUCUACCGCGAGCGCUUCGUUGACCUCCCACCAGAUUAUCGGUAUCGCAUCCGGUUCGACAUUCAGCUCGGCGCCAUCGAAGCAGCCGCGCUCGAGCCUGAUCUCCUAUCAGGCUAUACGGACCACAGCGACAGCAGGCGGCUCUGCCCCUCCACUAUUCUCCCGCUUGCCAACAUCAACUUCAAUCUAGCGGAGUGGUAA